AACAAAUCCAACAUUAGAUAGCAAAAAUUGGGAGAUUGUAAAUUGAGAAACAAAAACUUAAAAGAAACUAUCAUAUUCUUGCAACAAUUCUAACUUUUUUUUCCUUAGAUAAAUUAGGAUACAAUCUUGAUAGAAGAGUAUCCUAAUUUUUAUUUACCUUUCCUUACAGGAAAAAAGAAAUAAAUAAACAAUCUAACCUUUUCAAUCAAAUAUAGUGAAUAUUAUUUUUCUUUUGGUCAUACAUUUGACAAGUUGUUCUUCUUAUAACAAAUUUUAUAUCAAUUUCUUAUUCAUUUUCCCGAAUCAUUUCGUAUUAACCCGUUUUUGAAUUUAAAUUUUAAUACAAAGCUAAUUAUUAAUCUUUCUCUUGGAGUGACAUGAUCAAGUUUGUUUAUAUUGUAAAUUCUAUACCUUAUAUUUACAUGGUUUGGGAUAUAUUUGGUUUAUUUAACUUGCUAGUUUUGAGAAGAAUUUUUUGAUUUCAAAAUUAUCUAAUUAAUAUGAGGCCUUGUAAACUAUUUCGAAGUUUUAAUUUACUUAGAAAUUAAAUAGUGUUUUAAAAUCAUUGUUAGCCUUUUUAUAAGCAUGAAAAUGUAGAUAUGACCCUUGUAUAUGAAAACAAGUUAACUUCUUUUAGUGGUAGGAUAGUCUAGAAAAUGGUAGAUAGGUGGAAUCCAUAUGAAAUUCAUAUAUCUUGCUUAAUGGUACUAGCCAUUCUUUUAGAAUUUCGAGAGUGUGAAUCCCUCAAUCCCGAAGGAUUAGCGUUACUCCAAUUCAAAGAAAGAAUAAAUAAGGAUCCUUAUGGAGUUUUUGCGAAUUGGGACCCAGAUCAUUUGGAUCCAUGUAUGUGGCUAGGUGUUCAUUGUCUAAAUGGAAAAGUACAAAAAUUGGAUUUUAAUGGGCUUUCAUUGCAAGGAACAUUGUCACCAACAUUAAAAAACCUAAGCUACAUGCGAUCAUUAUUGAUAAGCAACAACCAUUUAUCAGGUUCUAUUCCAAAAGAGAUUGGAGAGCUUCAAUUACUAGAAGUGUUGGAUUUGACUCAUAAUAAUUUGAGCGGAAUAAUUCCUUCAAAGAUAGGUGUGAUGACAUCAAUAAAAUGCUUGUCGCUUUGUGGUAAUGAGUUGCUUAGAGGUAUUCCACCUGUAAUUGGAAUGCUUGAUUAUCUUCAUCAAUCAGACUGUAAUCAACAAAUCAAGUCAAUUCUGUAUGGAACAAAAGAUUACUAUAAAAAGACUAUACGUUGUAACUGGUGGCGCAUUUUCAAUGGAUUGAAGAACUAUUUUGGCAUUAGAUUUAUUUGGGAGACUAAGAAUACAGAGUGUUGUUUUUACGCCGGAGGAAACAAUUGUUGCCACAAUGUACCAAGUACAACGAAAGAUUAUGGUCGUCGUCUUUUGUUCGAACAAUCAAAUAACCUUCCGGCUGUACCACCGACAAAUGUUACUAAUGUACGAGAAAAGAGACCAUCCCCAAUUCUGUUUAGUAGCGGAGCUUAUUCUAUUCAUAUAAAAAAACCUACUAUAUUUGUACAACCUUCUACCUCUACAAUGUCACCCGAGCGCCCGCGCCCUAGCCCUAGCCCUAGCCCUAAAAAAGACUUUUGUGUUCUUAUAAUAGCUUUGCUUAUCGCAGUUGUAAGCUUUGUUUUACUUGUUAGUAUACGUAUUGCGUUAGUAGCCGUUCGACGUUAUUGUGGUGCUAAGGUUGUACAAGCUCAAAAUGCAUCUCUACUUCAUCGCUUGAGCAAGGUCUUUGUAACAGGAGUUCCACAAUUAAAUUCGGGAGAAUUGGAAACAGCUUGUGAGGAAUUUAGCAAUAUCAUUGAUACAUUUUCGGGCUGUUUGAUGUAUAAGGGAAUACUAUCAAGUGGAGUGGAAAUUGCUGUUUUAUCUACUUCAAUUAGGUCAUCACAACAAUGGUCAAAUUACGCAGAAAGGGAGUUUAAAAGAAAGGUGGAUACCUUUUCAAAGAUAAACCAUAAGAAUUUCAUAAAUCUCCUUGGCCACUGUGAGGAGGACAAUCCAUUUGUAAGAAUGAUGGUAUUUGAAUAUGCUCCAAAUGGAAACCUUUAUGAGCAUUUACAUGUUAAGGAUAUGGACCAUCUGGAUUGGACCACUAGAAUGAGGAUUAUCAUGGGAACAUGUUAUUGUCUUGAGUACAUGCAUCACGAGCUCAAUCCUGCUGUUGUUCAUCCACAUCUUCAAUCAGAUACAAUCCUUCUGACAGACGAUUAUGCCGCAAAGGUAGCGGAUGUUGCUUUCUGGGCUGAUAUUGUAUCCAAAGCAAAGAUUUCAGAUGACGAAGAAUCAGAACCUUUACAUUCAAAUCCAGGUCCCACGUGUGAAGACAAUGUGUACGAUUUGGGGAUAUUGUUGCUAGAAUUAAUUUCAAGCAAGUCCCUUAAUAUGCAGGCUAUGGAAUGCUUAAGUGAUAAGGAGAAAUAUUCCAAGUUGGUUGAUCCCACUCUGAAGUCCUUCAAGAAUAAUGAGUUAGAAAUUAUCUGCGAGGUAAUCUAUGAGUGUCUAAAUAAGGAUCCAAGGCAGAGACCAACACUUAAAGAUAUAACUUUGAAGCUUGCGGCGGUAAUUAAAAUCUCGCAAGAGGCUGCUAGUGCUAGACAUUCACCCUUAUGGUGGGCGGAACUUGAGAUUCUCUCUAUAGAAAACUAGUUAGCCAACUACAAACACGGACAUUAUUCUCUCUGUAUAUAGAAAGAAUCACAUUUUUUGUCGUGUGUGUGUUUGACUAGGUAAAUUCAAAAUUUUGUUAAAGUUUCUUUUUGUUUACUCA
Molecule: messenger RNA, 2793 nt
Organism: Spinacia oleracea (spinach)
Lineage: Eukaryota; Viridiplantae; Streptophyta; Magnoliopsida; Caryophyllales; Amaranthaceae
Product: protein MALE DISCOVERER 2-like
Exons: 13
Coding region: 657-2672 (671 amino acids)
Biological process (GO): protein phosphorylation
Molecular function (GO): protein binding; ATP binding; protein kinase activity
Source: RefSeq, a predicted model, not a curated record